This is a messenger RNA of Lactuca virosa, 1272 nucleotides long. Lineage: Eukaryota; Viridiplantae; Streptophyta; Magnoliopsida; Asterales; Asteraceae. The record is from the annotation of a GenBank genome assembly.
AUGUUUGAAGAAGGAUCGUCAUCAAAAGUUGAAGAAGGAACAUCAACAAUAGAUAUUGAAAUUAAUUUUGGAGAAGAUGUAUCAGAUUCUCAAUUUUGGGACAAUGAAGAAAUUCAACAAGCUCUUCAAAGAGAUAUUGAAAUUCAAACAGAGAAUGUUAAAAAAGAUAUGUCCAACACAAAAUGUGAUUAUUUUGAUAAUGAUGAAGACUUUUGGAACAAUCCAGAACUUUACAAAAUGGCUGAUUAUUCAAUUGAAGCAUUCAAAUCUAAAAAGAAAUUUCAGAAUAGUCCUGUGUUAUACUCUGAUAUUGAGAAUACUGAAAGUAAAGAUAGAUUCAUGGAAGAAAGUUUGAGCAAAAACCAUAUUGUUCUACAAGAAAUUAGCAGAAUGCCAAGUUUUAGCCUAGUUGUUAGUCAGGAAGAUAUAUCUGAUGAACAAUUGAAUGUUAAAUCUGAAAUAAAAGAAACAAUCAGUUUCAAACUUCCCGUUGUUGCAAAAUUGAAGAUAGAAGAAAUGGAGAAUCGCAUCAACCAUUCUUUAAGAUCACCAUACAGGUUGAUAGAGGUUGAAACACAUAAACAACUUACUUGUGAUGAAAAUAUUGUGUGUGAUUGGUUGUUUAGCUGCAAAGGAGAACCAAUUGAUGAAGUUAUAAAAACAAAAAGAGGUGAUACUACAAUUAGAGUAGCAAUGAAGAGUUUACUUCCAUCAUUUGAAAUAACUGUAGCUGUUCUUGAUUGUUGGUCUGAUCAUCUUAAUUAUGAUGAUAAUGCUCGGCAUGCUAAUUCACCAUCAAGAGUUUUUUGUAAAGUGACUACUACUGUUUUCUUCCAUGUUAUACGAAAGGAGAGUACUUUUCUAGUUGUAUUCAAUCUAAAUUCAACUGUUUACGAGAUUAUUGAUAAUGUUUCUGGAACUAUACAUGAAGUCGUUUAUGAUGAUCUUGCAGAAAAUCUUGAUAUUCAACGCUCAUCUGCUACAAAAUGUAGUUCUGAAUCUAUGAAACUACAUAUAACUGAUUUGCCAUGGAAGACAGUAAAAAAAACUAAUGAUAAAGGAAUUUUUGCAAUGCGUCAUAUGGAAACUUACAAAGGAAAAUUAUUAAGGAAGUGGAACACUGGUUUGUUAGAAGAAGGUCCUAAGCAAAAGACUGUACUUAACAAGCUUAGAUAUAAAUAUGCUGCAAAGAUGUUGUUGUCUGAUUUGAACAUACACCGUGACAAAAUUAUUCAUCUUGCAAAUGAAUACCAAAAAAAUAUCCGAUAUUGA